AUGACGGAACCUGCACCCUUGCCUGCGCUCGCACCGUUGCCAGAAGGAAACGUGACAGCAUCUAUUGCGGUGAAAUUGCCGGAUUUUUGGAAAACCGAUCCGGUUAUGUGGUUUUCGCAGGCGAAAGCGCAGUUUCACCUCGCGAAAAUCGUAAACAACGAAACCAAGUUUUACCACAUCGUGGCCAAAGUGGACCAUUCAGUCAUUUGCCACAUUGCUGAUUUGGUAGCUGUUCCUCCUGCAGACAACAAAUACAAGACCGUAAAGGAUCGUCUGAUUGCCCGUUUCGCCCUGUCUGCCGAGAACCGUUUUGAGCAGCUGCUGGGAAUACACGAUCUCGGCGAUAUGCGCCCAGCGCAUCUUUUGGCGAAGAUGAGAGAGCUGCCGACCGGUUUGGGCGUGGACAACAAUCUGCUCAGAAUGAUUUUCAUUCAACGUCUUCCGGCAAAUAUUCGCCAAAUCCUCACGUGUCACGACGGUUCCAUCGAAAAACUGGCUGAAAUGGCAGACAAGAUAACCGAUGCUACAAACAAUCAUGCCUCUGCAGUUGCCGCUGUCAACAACGAAUCAACAUCCAACCCCAACAGUGAACGGAAGCUAGUGGAGCAGAUCGAAAUGCUGACAGUGGAAAUUCGGCGUCUGAAAGUUCCCAAGUCGAACCGCGGUCGUUCGCUUUCGCGAAAUCGAAGUGGUUCUCGUUCGUCUUCACGAUCCGGUAUGUGCUGGUAUCAUCGGACAUAUGGAACUAAUGCGCAGCGAUGCCGAGAACCAUGCUCAUGA
Molecule: messenger RNA, 780 nt
Organism: Toxorhynchites rutilus septentrionalis
Lineage: Eukaryota; Metazoa; Arthropoda; Insecta; Diptera; Culicidae
Exons: 1
Coding region: 1-780 (259 amino acids)
Source: RefSeq, a predicted model, not a curated record